UCACAGAGUCGAGGGAAGGGCUGGAGAAUCAGCAUCAGAAGACAGACCGCAGCCCGGUGACAGGAAAGACUUGCCAACCCCACGCCACUCACAGCGCCGUCCGGCUGAUCACUGCUGAGGGCUCCACAGCCUACUUCCCCAUGCGGGAGACCUGCAGCCUGUGGCCGCAAGUGACAUCCACCCUUCAUCUGGGGCCUCACGGAAGGGAUCUCAUUGAAGAUGGCUACAUUAGCUUGGGGCCGGGACCAGCACCUCCAGGAGUCCUGAAUCAUGCCCUGGCCUGGAGGGAUGGUGUCCAGAGACUAGAGAAAGACUCAGUGGAUGGGGAGCCGACCACAGCAGCGGCCAAGAGAACUGGAGGGUGCGGCACCAGCGUUCACGGCCCCAGGUCUACAGAUUCCGGAGUUUCACUCUCUCCUCGUCCCUCAGGGUCCCUGAGGCACCUCGGAGACACUGCCGGUCAGGCCUGGGCUCCGCUCUGCUUUCUGUGGGAGUUCACGAGGAGGAAGAGGGCGUCCCCCGGCACUGGAGCCAGCAUUAGCUGGGUCAUUUGCAACCCCUUCCCAGGAAGACCGAACAGGGAGACCCUCAGGUCACCCCAGCUUCUCCUCCUCUGCUGCGAAGAGGAUCAGGGAGCUGUAGCUUCCCAUCCCUUACCUCAUCGUUCUGUUUGGCGGAUGAGAAGUACUCGAUCCUCUGAAGGGCUUUUACCUCCCAGCCGCUGCGGAACGCUGCGCCUCUGUCAGCCUAGACCUAUUUAUUACCGAGGUUGGCUUCAUCGUUUGAAAUAGAAGUGUUCAUGAAACUUAAACCAUUAAAGUGGUGUUAACGGGC
Chinchilla lanigera (long-tailed chinchilla) is the source of this 834-nucleotide messenger RNA. RefSeq lists its product as uncharacterized. Lineage: Eukaryota; Metazoa; Chordata; Mammalia; Rodentia; Chinchillidae. The record is from RefSeq and is a predicted model, not a curated record. Bases 141 to 791 code for a protein of 216 amino acids. The transcript has 4 exons.